CGACAUUUCCCAAACUUAACUUAUCAAAAAAGCAAAAAAUCCGGCAUGUGGCACGCUAUGGCUGCUUCAGACAUUUUGAGUCUGUUCGCGCGAUCUUUGCCACAGUGCAUUGCAAAAGACGUAGCAACAAAAUAGAAAUACAACAUGUUCCUGUUCGCAGUCCGAUCCACGCCAUGUGUUGGCUUGGACUCCUUCCGCCUUCCCACUGUAAGAACAUACGGCGUACUACUUGCAUAUCUACUCGCUGGUGCACACCGUGUUCGUGCGGAAUUUACGGCGAUUUCAUCUAUUUCUGACGGAGAAUUUUCACCAUGGAGGACUCCUUCAUCGUCGAGUGACCACUCGAAGAGCUGGGAAGUAUCCUCGCGCCAUUUGCAGUUCAACACCGAGACCGGUCAAUUCUGCGCGCCAAGCAAUGCCGUGAAUUUUAUGGGUGAAGGAAAUGAUGCAUCUCCAAAGUCAUCUGGAAGGAGAAAACAAGAAGAAAAAAGCACCCAGAUGAUCUUUCAGAUGAAGUUGCUACCCCUCUAAGAAUGCGUGUUUCGCAGACCACUGUGGACACCUUGCCGAUCCCACCGCUUGCAAAGAGAACGGUGGCAAUGAUCCUGACUGCUGUGGGCUUUCAGGCACAACGGGGUGCAAAUCGGGAUUCUUCCAUGAUCGCCAAGACAAACGUAAGUGUCACUUUGGUCCUUCUUACUCGACCUGCUGCUAUCCCUCGUUAUGUUGCCAGAAGUGUUGUACUUCUAGUUGAAAUGUAGGAUUACUUCCGAACAAAUGCAGUAAAUCGUUGUUGCCCACAGUGAGUCACCAACCAGAAUCAUUCUUGUCUUCUGUGCCACGGAGCACCUUUUUUACUCUCAGAAGUUACCAGUGUAAACACCCAUGCGCCAUCUUUUCUGUGUCAUUGAGACGUACCUUUUCUAAGACAGGGAACAGUGACGGCAGCCCAGGUCGUGGAGCAGGGGCUUUAUGACGGUCCUGAGAUGGAGUGUAAGAGUGAGUGGUGCGAUUCUCCUGGUCUGGGAGGAACCAAGGAUUGCUGGGCCGGCUCCGACUCGGAGCCCUGCACCUGCACCCAAGGCAAGGCACAGCAGCUUCCAGACAGAAAGCAGCACUUUGAGUUCUGGCGACUAAUUAUUAUUCAUUGCGUAAUCGUAAUCAAUGUAUGAUUUCUCACGCUGAUCCUUGUACCAUUAUAAAUAUAUAUUUUCAAAAAUAGCUAAAGAGUAUAGGAGUUCUACACAGCAAAAUAGGUCGUCCUUGGUUCUAGCUUUUACAUCAAUAUUAGUCGUGCGUAUCUCAAAAGGGAGGCGGUUGAUCCGUUUUCACCUUUGAGGUUUUGUGUAUACUAUAAGGAUACAAACGCCUUGACAGUCGACAAGUGUUCGUCACUACAGGGUAGCGCUCUUUGACCCAAGUUAAUUAUAGUACCAAGUUAAUGUUGUUGACGGGACGCCUCCUGCUUCAUUUCCUGGCAAGGACUACUACGAGUAUACAUGUUGCGAAGCACCGCCUGGCUAUGCCGGUGGCGCGAAGCUCACAGGCGAGAAAUGCGGGGACUAUAACCCAAUUGAUUUCGAGGUGGUGAUCUUGGUUUAAGACUGAACUUUUUCCAUCUGGUAGCACGUUGUUGUCCUGUGGGUUUGCUUGAAAAGGUAUGCACUACCAGUAGAAUCAAUUAAGAUCUUCAUGACUCACACCAGCGACGAAGAGAUGAAAAAGGAGUCGCGCUAAUCCUUCGCCAUUAUGAUCGGAGUGGGUCUAUGCGUGUGUUGUAUCAUCGGCGGCCUCUGCUUUUUUUGCGCGCAUCAGAGAAUUAUGAACCAAAACUCGACUCGUCGGAAAAGAUUGGUGUUCAGCAAACGAACGAGGCUUGUCCUCCUUCGAGCUUGAGCGUUGUGCUUCUUUACAGUAAUCAUAGAUACCUACAGCAACUUCUCGUAUGUUGUGAAACUGAAAAUAUAUAUUAGAUGUGAGGUUGUUAGUUCUUCUAGUCCAUAAAUUUGUCCUUAGGUGGUCGCUGGAUACUUACAGCAAUUGUCAUUAGCAGUUCUAAUAGUGAGAAAAGGAAGGAAGAGCAAGAAGUACGCCAGCAGCAGAUGCAACAACAGCAAAUGCAGCAAAUGGGCGGCGCUCAGGCGAUGUACGGCCAACCAGGGAUGGUGUACCAGCAGCUGAUGCAGCCAGGAAUGCAGCAACCGAUGCAGCCCGGAGUGGUGUAUCAGCAACAACCGGUGAUGUAUCAACCUAUGGCAGUUGGCGGUGCAUACAUUCAGCAGCCGCAGGUCCGGUAGGGUAGUUGUACGUUGGUUCAUAGUUAGUCUGCCUUGUAGUGCGAGUCAUGUAGGUUGGUUUAUAGUUGCUUAGCACUAGUCUGCUUUAUAGUAGAUGAAGAGGAAGAUGAACAACGUCGACGGAGUGAUUGAUAGCUCUGAGUUAGCAGCGAGCUUCGGGCUCUUUGUAUUUUCUACGGUGUUGCACACGUCAUGGUAAAAAGAAAAUCGAAAAAAAGCAUCGAGAUCUGCUCACUCCUGGUGUGAUCAUGAAUGGUUGCGAGCAUCUUUCUUCGU
Messenger RNA from Amoebophrya sp. A25, 2573 nucleotides. The record is from the annotation of a GenBank genome assembly. Lineage: Eukaryota; Dinophyceae; Syndiniales; Amoebophryaceae.